UGACUCAAGAACAUUACUUUUUCCCUCUAAGUCUAAAUAAAACAACUUGCUCUCUCUCUACUUUUGAUCUACUCUUUCUUUCUUUCUUUCUCUCACAAACAAACACACCAAAAUACAGUUUUGACAUCUUGUCUGAAAACUCUAUAAUCCUUUUUCAUUUUUCUUUUGUACAUAGCAAAAACAGAGGAAACAGAGCAUCAUCAACCAUGGCUGCCAACAAGUUUGCAACCAUGUUACACAGAAACACCAACAAAAUCACCCUUGUUCUAGUUUAUGCAAUCCUUGAAUGGAUUCUGAUAAUCCUUCUUCUUCUAAAUUCUCUUUUUUCAUAUUUGAUCAUAAAGUUUGCUGAUUAUUUUGGCCUAAAAAGACCCUGCAUGUGGUGUGCAAGAAUUGAUCAUAUCAUAGAGUCUGAAAAAAACAUGAAUCCUUGUAGAGAUCUUGUGUGUGAAGCUCAUGCUGUUGAGAUUUCCAAAUUGGUUUUCUGUUCCAAUCAUCACAAACUAGCUGAAUCAGAUGACAUGUGUGAGGAUUGUUCAUCUUCAUUUUCAUUCAAACCAAAUUAUGUUAAAGUUUCUCAAAGUUUAGAUGUUUUUCCAUGGAUGAAGGAAAUAGAUAUGAUUAAUGGUGCUGAUGGAAAGGGAAUUGAGAAAGUUGAAGAGGGUUUGGGAUGUUCUUGCUGUGGUGUUAACUUUGAUAACAGAUUCUACCCUCCUUGCAUUGUUAUUGAUCAUUCUAUGAACAUUUUGGAUUAUGAACAGAACUCACAGAAGCAGAACAUGAUCAAAGAAGGUGAUCAUCAGUCAGAUCAAAGCAGAUCAUAUUUUACACUUGAUCAUCAUGAAAAUCAACAGAACAUUGAAGAAAACAGUGGAAUCCAUAUGUUGUUUGAGGUUGAACAUGAUCCAGGUACAAAAAAAGAGGAGGUAGAAGAGAACUGUGCUUGUUCUGUUUGUGAUGGUGUCAAGGAAACUAUGGUUGAUGAUCUUUACAAGCUUGAAUUUGGUGUAAUUAAAGGGAAUGAAACCUUGGAAGAGGAAACUUUGAGAUUGAAUGUUCCAAAGUCUCAGGAUGAUGAUCAAGCUUGUGACAAGACUACUGUUGAAGUUGAGAAAACUGAGGAAAUUCCACCCAAACAUCUUGAAUUUUUCAUUCAUGGUGAUGAUUGCAGUUUGAUUCCUGUUGAAUUGGUUGAAUCCACUGCCACAGAAAAUGGAAAUCAAAGUAGAUGUGAUAAGGUGGUGGAUGAAGGGUUUAAGGAGAGUGAAGAUUUUAUUCUGGAUUUUGGCAUGAGUACUCAUGCAGAAGCUGAACCAUUAAUUGAGAAUUGGCACAUUUCUGGUGAUAUUGUGGCAGAAUUUUCAUGUCAAGAGAAUAAAAAUGUUUCCAAGGUCAAUGAGGUUGAAUCAGAUCAAUUGAAUUAUCAAGAUGUGAGGUUUUCUAAAAUAGAUGAAGAAUUCAAUAAGGAUGAUAAUGUUGAAGUAAACAUGGAAAGAAUGAUGAAUGGAUAUUUUGAUGGAGAACUAGGUUCAUAUGUUUCUCUAGCUUCUGAUGAUGCAUCACAAACUCAAGGUGAGGAGGAAUAUGAAGCAGAAGUAUCAAUUGGAACUGAAAUUCCUGAUCAAGAACAAAUGGAUGAGUAUCAAGGCGAAGAUAUUCUUUCGGAUGCAAAUCAAAGAAUGCAAGAAGAUUCAUCUACUAACUCAGUCAGGUUUAAUGCCCAACAUGAUAGUGGUCAUGACAGAGAUGAAGAAGAGUUUGUAGAAUUUACAACCAUGUCACUUGAAUUAAGAAUGCCAACAGCAAGUGGCCAUAUGCCUUCAUCUUUGGAGCUUAAUGAGAACGAAGAGGAAAAAAUUCCUGACACACCGACUUCUCCGGAGAGUCUUCAUCAACUGCAUAAGAAACUACUUUUUCUUGAGAGGAAAGGGUCAGGAACAGAAGAUUCAUUGGAUGGAAGUGUAAUAGGCGACAUAGAAUGUGGUGACGUAACCUUCGAGGAGUUAAAGUCCGAAUUGAAAUCCGAAAGGAAAGCUUUGAAAACACUAUAUGCAGAACUAGAAGAAGAAAGAAAUGCAUCUGCUGUAGCAGCCAAUCAAACAAUGGCAAUGAUUAAUAGGCUUCAAGAAGAGAAAGCAGCAAUGCAGAUGGAAGCUUUGCAGUAUCAGAGAAUGAUGGAUGAACAAUCCGAGUACGAUCAAGAGGCUAUGCAGAUUUUGAAUGAUCUUAUAUUGAAGAGGGAGAAAGAGAAGCAUGAGCUAGAAAAAGAGCUUGAAGUAUAUAGAAAAAAGGUUCAUGAGUAUGAGGUAAGAGAAAAGAUUUUGUCAAGAAGAGAUAGUAGCAUAAGAAGCAGAACUUCAUCUCCUUCUUGUAGCAAUGCCGAGGAUAGUGAUGGGUUGUCUAUUGAUUUCAAUCAAGAGUCAAAAGAAGAAAAUGGUUUUCAUAGCAACCAGAACACUCCUGUAGAUGCUGUGUUAUAUUUGGAGGAAUCAUUGUCAAAUUUUGAGGAAGAGAGGUUAUCAAUACUAGAACAGCUGAAAGUAUUGGAAGAAAAGCUAAUUAUAUUGAAUUAUGAAGAUGAAGAACACUGCUUCGAUGAUACUGCUUCGAUAGAACAUUUUCGUGAAGAGAACGGGAAUGGAUAUCAUAAUCACGAUCAUGACGAUCAUGAUGAUUUCCAAGGUCAUGUAAAUGGAUUUGCAAAUGGUAAUGGAAAGCAUCAUCAAGGAAAGAAAGUCUUGGCUACUAAAGCAAAGAGGCUUCUACCACUUUUUGAUGCAAUCAGUACCGAAGAAGAUGUAGAGUUAAGUGGAGAUGAAGAUGAAUUAGACUUUUCUCAGUUGCAAAAUGUUUCAGCUGAAAAGACCAAUUUGGAUAAGAAAAAGGUUGGUUUAGAAGAGGAGGUGGAUCAUGUUUAUGAGAGACUACAAGUUUUGGAGGCAGAUAGAGAGUUUCUAAAGCAUUGUAUCAGCUCAUUGAGAAAAGGGGAUAAAGGGUUAGAUCUUCUUCAAGAAAUUUUACAACAUCUACGCGAUUUGAGGAAUGUGGAGCUCAGAGUCAGGAACAUAGGAGAUCUUGCGGUGUAAAAUGUCUACAUGUUAAACUCUACCAAAGAUAUGACAGAUUGUAGUUGAUCCACAUGCUGCAAACCAAGCACACAUGAGAAGUUUGCACCAAUGCAGUGCUUUACAUAUAUACACAAGACAACAAUGCAUGCAUCAUUCCAAUUUUAACAAAAAAAGACAAUGGGAGAUCCCUAAUGGAGAAGGGAGAAUCCUUGUAGCAUGAUCUGUUUGAUACAAUAUGGUGGACAACAAAAAUUAAGUCUGCCUUUUGAUAUUUUUUGUUUCAUUUUCUUUGUCCAAGUGGGCCCAAAUUUUUGUGGGUUGUGUUCAUCAUGAUUACCUUUAUGAAAAAGGAGGAUGAUGAGCAUAUGUGUGUGUAGGGUAGUGAGUUGAAGAGGCCAUGCUGUCACUUGUAUUUUAUGAGGAAAUUAAGACCUGGCUUGCAAAGCUGGAGAAAACCAUAAAAAAUGAUUCCAGUGCCAGGUGCAUAGAAUUUUGUUUAUUAGAGAGACAGAAUUAGGGCCACUAGUUUUGUCAUUUUUUUUUUUUUUUACAUUAUUUUUUUGAGGUAAGAGUGAAAAUUGAGGUAAGUAGCCUCUUUCUCAUCUUUUGUAUUAUUAUUGCAUCCUAUGAGGUUUUUUUCUUUCUCAAGACAAAAAAAGCUGAGUCACUUGUAUACUACAUGUAUGUACUGUAUUCAUUUGUAAUUAUUAUAAAAAAAAAAAAAGUGAGUGUUUGUUUAUA
Molecule: messenger RNA, 3809 nt
Organism: Medicago truncatula (barrel medic)
Lineage: Eukaryota; Viridiplantae; Streptophyta; Magnoliopsida; Fabales; Fabaceae
Product: myosin-binding protein 2
Exons: 4
Coding region: 207-3086 (959 amino acids)
Molecular function (GO): myosin binding
Source: RefSeq, a predicted model, not a curated record